AUGGAGGAGCAGCGGGAUCUGAACAGCACGGAUAGCAGCGAGGGAGAGAGCGUCUCCCCGUCUCCCAGCCUGCCCUCGCCUCCCAUUCUCCCUCUGCAGGUCGCGCAGCAGGCCCACAGAACCACCAACUUUUUCAUCGACAACAUUCUGCGACCGGACUUCGGCUGCAAGAAGGACCACGUUCUGGGAUCGCGGGAGAGGGCGCAGACCUCCGGCCGGGAGCGCGUUCACUCGUUGGUCAGCAGGCCAAGUCUUCCCGGGACGCCGUCCCAGGAUUCCAACUGCAGCAGUGACAGCACUUCGUCCUCCACGUCCUCAACCUCUUUGGCGAGUCCCAAAAAGAGCAACGGCAGCGGCGGAGGAGCCGCAGCCGCCGCCGCUCCCGGUGGAGACGGCGGCGGCGGCGUGAAAGCCGAGGAAAGGACUGGCGGCGGAGCCGGGGAGAACACCUCCUCGUCGCUUGUGGUGCUGAACGGCACCGGGGCGCCCACACCCGAGAGCCAGCCGCUGCUCUGGCCUGCCUGGGUCUACUGCACCCGGUACUCGGACAGGCCUUCAUCUGCUGGCCCAAGGACACGGAAACUGAAAAAGUCGAAAAGCGGCAAAGAGGACAAGCGGCCGCGCACGGCCUUCACAGCCGAGCAGCUGCAGAGACUGAAGACGGAGUUUCAGGUGAACCGCUACAUCACGGAACAGCGGCGGCAGUCUCUGGCCCAGGAGCUCAACCUCAACGAGUCCCAGAUCAAAAUCUGGUUUCAGAACAAGCGGGCCAAAAUCAAAAAGGCCAGCGGCUUCAAGAACGGGCUUGCGCUGCAGCUGAUGGCGCAGGGACUGUACAACCAUUCCACCACUACCAUCCAGGAAGACAAGGAGGACAGCGACUGA
Toxotes jaculatrix (banded archerfish) is the source of this 885-nucleotide messenger RNA. RefSeq names its product engrailed homeobox 1a (gene en1a). Gene Ontology annotation, biological process: neuron differentiation; multicellular organism development; regulation of transcription by RNA polymerase II. Gene Ontology annotation, molecular function: DNA-binding transcription factor activity, RNA polymerase II-specific; RNA polymerase II cis-regulatory region sequence-specific DNA binding. The transcript has 3 exons. Gene Ontology annotation, cellular component: nucleus. Lineage: Eukaryota; Metazoa; Chordata; Actinopteri; Toxotidae. The record is from RefSeq and is a predicted model, not a curated record. Bases 1 to 885 code for a protein of 294 amino acids.